Messenger RNA from Pan troglodytes (chimpanzee), 3703 nucleotides. RefSeq names its product p53-induced death domain protein 1 (gene PIDD1). NCBI's taxonomy places the organism in Eukaryota, Metazoa, Chordata, Mammalia, Primates, Hominidae. Gene Ontology annotation, biological process: DNA damage response; signal transduction; apoptotic process. The coding region runs from base 848 to 3580 and encodes 910 amino acids. The transcript is spliced from 17 exons. Gene Ontology annotation, cellular component: cytoplasm. The record is from RefSeq and is a predicted model, not a curated record. Gene Ontology annotation, molecular function: protein binding.
CCCUGCGCUGGCCGCUUUGGCCCAGAACUGACCUCGGUGUCCAUGUGGACAUCAGCACCUCAGGGACCCUGCUACAUUCUCGGGUCCUGGGAGGGAACAGGGUUGGCCCUGCCUCCUAAGGACUUGAGUUCUUGUGCGAGGACGCAGGAGGUGAAUAAGGAGGCGAUCCGAAGGACAGGGACAGAGGGAGACUUGGUCCUCUGGGCAGCCUGAGAAAGCUCGAGCUGAGAGAUGAGAAGGAGCCAACCCUGCCAAUAUCCCGGGCGAGCACCAGGAACAGGGUCAGAUGCAGACGGAGUCUUGCUCUGUCUCCCAGGCUGGAGUGCAGUGGCACCAUCUCGGCUCACUACAACCUCCGCAUCUCGGGUUCACGCCAUUCUUCUGCCUCAGCCUCCUGAGUAGCUGGGACUACAGGCGCGCAUCACCACGCCCGGCUAAUUUUUGUAUUUUUAGUAGAGACGGGGUUUCACCAUGUUGGCCAGGCUGGUCUCAAACUCCUGACCUCGUGAGCCACCCGCCUCGGCCUCCCAAAGUGCUGGGAUUACAGGCGUCAGCCACCGCGCCCGCUCAAUAUUUUAUCUCUUAACGCCUCCUUCUCCCCUGCGCGAUUGAAGGAGACAGUGCCAGGAGGCUCACUGCUUCUGGCCCAGAGUGACGGCUCGAAAGGAAGGGUCUCUGCAGGCCCAGAGAGGAGGUCCCGGCAGGCUUCCCGGAGGAGGCCGUUUGGGCUGGUUUGGGAAGGACACUGCAAUUGUUCCGGCUUGUAGCAGGGCUUCCCCGGGCCCUGCCUGGACAGGCCUGCCUGCGUGCUGGGACAUGUCUGGCCUCCAAGGACCGUCGGUGGGCGAUGGCUGCAACGGUGGAGGGGCCAGAGCUGGAGGCAGCUGCUGCCGCAGGAGAUGCUUCGGGGGAUUCGGACGCAGGGUCCAGGGCGCUGCCUUUCCUGGGCGGCAACCGGCUGAGCUUGGACCUGUACCCCGGGGGCUGCCAGCAGCUGCUGCACCUGUGUGUCCAGCAGCCUCUUCAGCUGCUGCAUUUGGAAUUCUUGCGUCUGAGCACUCACGAGGACCCUCAGCUGCUGGAGGCCACCCUGGCCCAGCUGCCUCAGAGCCUGUCCUGCCUCCGCUCCCUGGUCCUCAAAGGAGGGCAACGCCGGGACACACUGGGUGCCUGUCUCCGGGGUGCCCUGACCAACCUGCCUGCUGGUCUGAGUGGCCUGGCCCAUCUGGCCCACCUGGACCUGAGCUUCAACAGCCUGGAGACACUGCCGGCCUGUGUCCUGCAGAUGCGAGGUCUGGGUGCGCUCUUGCUGUCUCACAACUGCCUCUCUGAGCUGCCUGAGGCUCUGGGGGCCCUCCCCGCCCUCACCUUCCUCACAGUGACACACAACCGCCUGCAGACGCUGCCCCCAGCACUGGGGGCCCUAUCCACCCUGCAGCGCCUCGAUCUCUCUCAGAAUCUGCUGGACACGCUACCUCCUGAGAUUGGAGGCCUGGGCAGCCUCCUGGAGCUCAACCUGGCCUCCAACCGGCUGCAGAGCCUCCCGGCCUCUCUGGCGGGACUUCGGUCCUUGCGGCUCCUUGUCCUGCACAGCAACCUCCUGGCCUCUGUGCCAGCUGACUUGGCCCGCCUUCCACUCCUCACCCGGCUCGACCUGAGGGACAACCAGCUCCGGGACCUGCCCCCUGAGCUGCUAGACGCCCCCUUUGUGCGCCUGCAGGGGAACCCCCUGGGUGAGGCCUCGCCAGACGCCCCGAGUUCACCAGUGGCAGCCCUCAUUCCAGAAAUGCCCAGACUGUUCCUGACCUCAGAUUUGGACAGCUUUCCUGUGACCCCUCGAGGCUGCUCAGUGACCCUAGCCUGUGGCAUCCGCCUGCAGUUCCCAGCGGGAGCCACCGCCACCCCCAUCACCAUCCGCUAUCGGCUGCUGCUGCCGGAGCCAGGCCUCGUCCCCCUGGGUCCUCAUGACGCCCUGCUCAGCCAUGUGCUGGAGCUGCAGCCCCAUGGGGUGGCCUUCCAGCAGGAUGUGGGGCUGUGGCUGCUCUUCACCCCACCGCGGGCCCGGCGCUGCCGUGAAGUGGUGGUCAGGACCCGGAAUGACAACAGCUGGGGUGACCUGGAGACCUACCUGGAGGAAGAGGCACCCCAGCGGCUCUGGGCUCACUGCCAGGUGCCCCACUUCUCCUGGUUCCUUGUGGUUUCCCGCCCUGUGUCCAAUGCCUGCCUGGUGCCACCGGAGGGGACACUGCUGUGCUCCUCGGGUCAUCCUGGGGUCAAAGUCAUCUUCCCCCCUGGGGCCACUGAGGAGCCUCGUCGAGUCUCCAUGCAGGUGGUGCGCAUGGCUGGCCGAGAGCUGCAGGCCCUCCUGGGAGAACCAGAGGCUGCAGUGAGCCCCCUGCUGUGCCUGUCACAGAGCGGUCCCCCCAGCUUCCUCCGACCGGUCACCGUGCAGCUGCCUCUGCCCUCUGGCAUCACAGGCCUCAGUCUGGACCGUUCCCGCCUGCACCUGUUGUACUGGGCCCCUCCUGCAGCCACCUGGGAUGACAUCACAGCUCAGGUGGUCCUGGAGCUCACCCACCUGUACGCACGCUUCCAGGUCACACACUUCUCCUGGUACUGGCUCUGGUACACCACCAAGAACUGUGUGGGAGGCCUGGCUCGGAAGGCCUGGGAGCGGCUGCGGCUGCACCGUGUGAACCUCAUCGCUCUGCAGCGGCGCCGGGACCCUGAGCAGGUCCUGCUGCAGUGCCUGCCCCGAAACAAGGUGGACGCCACCCUUCGGCGGCUGCUGGAGCGGUACCGGGGCCCCGAGCCCUCUGACACGGUGGAGAUGUUCGAGGGCGAAGAGUUCUUUGCAGCCUUCGAGCGCGGCAUCGACGUGGAUGCUGACCGCCCUGACUGCGUGGAGGGCAGAAUCUGCUUUGUCUUCUACUCGCACCUGAAGAAUGUGAAGGAGGUAUACGUGACCACCACCCUGGACCGGGAGGCUCAGGCUGUGCGGGGCCAGGUGUCCUUCUACCGUGGCGCGGUGCCUGUGCAGGUGCCCGAGGAGGCUGAGGCUGCCCGGCAGAGGAAGGGCGCAGAUGCCCUGUGGAUGGCCACUCUGCCCAUCAAGCUGCCGAGACUUCGGGGGUCCGAGGGGCCACGGCGGGGGGCUGGCCUCUCCUUGGCACCCUUGAAUCUGGGAGAUGCCGAGACCGGCUUUCUGACGCAGAGCAACCUGCUGAGUGUGGCUGGGCGCCUGGGUCUGGACUGGCCAGCCGUGGCCCUGCACCUGGGGGUGUCCUACCGGGAGGUGCAGCGCAUCCGGCACGAGUUCCGGGAUGAUCUGGAUGAGCAGAUCCGUCACAUGCUCUUCUCCUGGGCUGAGCGCCAGGCUGGGCAGCCAGGGGCUGUGGGGCUCCUGGUGCAGGCCCUGGAGCAGAGUGACCGGCAGGACGUGGCUGAAGAGGUGCGCACAGUCUUGGAGCUCGGCCGCCGCAAGUACCAGGACGGCAUCCGACGCACGGGCUUGGCCCCCAAGGACGCCGCUCUGCCUGGCUCCUCGGCUCCACAGCCCCCAGAGCCUGCCCAGGCCUAGGCCCCACAGACUUUUAGGCUGGCCCAGAUAUUCCCCAGUGGAUGGGCAGAGCCCCCACCUUCAAGUCUCUCCAGUGUGUGGGGACGGGUCCCUGUGAGCAACAAAACUGCACUGUUUCUUUCA